AUGCUGAUCACAGAAUCUUCGGAACACUCCUCAGAGAUGCUACAUCAUCUAGACGAAGAAGGAGGUGGUUAUGGCCUGGUCAUCAACACCUUAAGAACAACAAAAAUUUCUGAAGACUAUCCUCAAUUGUUGGAUAUUUUCACAUCCAUGGAUCUGCAGCCAGGACAUCACUACCGUUUGGUUAUUAAAUUCAAAACCAAUAUCAAUAAUCCACGCUUCGCUGGCGUAUUCGUAGCACCUUAUCAUACAAAACAGCCACACAUCUACAACCUCAGGAGGCUCGCAGUCUGUUUCCCGUGUAUUGACAGCCCUGAGGCGAAAGCACGUUUUGACGCUACUGUGAUCCAUCCUGAAGGCACCUACGCGCUGUUCAAUAUGAAAGAGACGAACAUCACCACCAGCAAUGGAUGGACGACGACGAAAUUCCUCCGUUCACCAAUAAUGUCGACAUAUCUGUUCUCCAUGAUUGUCGGCACGAUGCCUUACCAGGAGACGUACACGGAAAAGGGAGUACGGGUUCGCAUUUAUGCCGAAGAAGGGAAAUUGAACGACACUAGCAUGGCUUUAGACCUCGUCCCAAGACUGCUGGCGUUUUUCGAAGAUUAUUUCCAGUUACCGUACCCACUGAUGAAAUUGGGUUAG
Molecule: messenger RNA, 642 nt
Organism: Ostertagia ostertagi
Lineage: Eukaryota; Metazoa; Nematoda; Chromadorea; Rhabditida; Trichostrongylidae
Source: the annotation of a GenBank genome assembly